Puma concolor (puma) is the source of this 2340-nucleotide messenger RNA. The record is from RefSeq and is a predicted model, not a curated record. NCBI's taxonomy places the organism in Eukaryota, Metazoa, Chordata, Mammalia, Carnivora, Felidae.
AUGGACGAGCAGGCGGGUCCCGGCGUCUUCUUCAGCAACAACCACCGGGCCGCAGGCGGUGCCAAAGGGCUGGGCCAUUGGCAGGCUGCCGCGGCCGGCGAUGGGGCUGGUGGCGCGAGGCGGCCGAGUGCACCAUACCAGCCCCUCCGGGGAUCACUGCACUGCACGCAGCACGAGUGGGCCCGCUUCGAGGUGGAGAAGGUCCGCAGGGGAGUGGCAGGAGACUGCAGGGCCCAGAUUGCCUUCCUUCAGGGGGAAAGAAAAGGUCAAGAAAAUUUGAAGAAGGAUCUUGUGAGGAGGAUCAAAAUGCUGGAGUAUGCUCUUAAACAGGAAAGAGCCAAAUACCACAAGUUGAAAUAUGGGACAGAAUUGAAUCAGGGAGAUAUGAAGCCUCCAAGCUAUGAUUCUGAUGAAGGUAAUGAAACAGAGGUACAGCCACAACAAAACAGCCAGUUAAUGUGGAAACAAGGUCGACAACUACUCAGACAGUAUCUACAGGAGGUGGGUUACACGGAUACUAUUCUAGAUGUGAAAUCUAAACGAGUACGAGCUCUCUUGGGCUUUUCAAGUGACGUCACGGACAGGGAAGAUGACAGAAAUCAGGACUCAGUUAUAAAUGGCACAGAGGCUGAAGUUAAAGAGACAGCAAUGAUUGGAAAAUCCGAGUUAACAGAUUCUGCCUCCGUGCUGGAUAAUUUCAAAUUCCUUGAAAGUGCAGCUGCAGAUUUCAGUGAUGAAGAUGAAGAUGAUGACAUUGAUGGAAGAGAAAAAAGCAUCAUUGAUACUUCAACGAUUGUUAGGAAAAAAGCAUUGCCUGAUAGCAGUGAAGAUCGAGAUACAAAGGAAGCCCUAAAGGAGUUUGACUUCUUGGUUACAUCAGAGGAAGGAGACAGUGAGUCUAGAAGUGCAGGCGAUGGAACAGAAUGGGAAAAGGAAGACCAGUGUCUCAUGCCUGAAGCCUGGAAUGUGGACCAGGGAGUAAUUACCAAACUCAAGGAACAAUACAAAAAGGAGAGAAAGGGGAAAAAGGGGGUGAAGAGGCCCAAUAGGUCAAAACUACAAGAUAUGCUUGCUAACUUGAGAGAUGUUGAUGAACUUCCCUCGUUACAGCCAUCUGUGGGUUCACCUUCCAGACCCACCAGCUCCAGGCUUCCAGAACACGAAAUAAAUAGGGCAGACGAAGUGGAAGCAUUGACCUUUCCUCCUUCUUCUGGGAAGUCCUUCAUCAUGGGAGCAGAUGAAGCCCUUGAAAGUGAACUGGGACUUGGAGAAUUGGCUGGACUUACAGUGGCCAAUGAAGCAGAUUCACUAACUUAUGAUAUAGCAAACAAUAAAGAUGCAUUGAGGAAGACAUGGAACCCUAAGUUUACAUUACGAAGUCACUUCGAUGGCAUUCGAGCCCUUGCUUUCCACCCCACUGAGCCCGUUUUGAUAACAGCAUCAGAGGAUCACACAUUAAAAAUGUGGAAUUUGCAGAAAACAGCCCCAGCCAAAAAGAGUACAUCUCUUGAUGUGGAGCCUAUCUAUACAUUCAGGGCUCAUAAAGGACCAGUGCUCUGUGUGGUGCUGAGCAGCAGCGGCGAGCAGUGCUACAGUGGGGGUGCCGACGGACUGAUCCAAGGCUGGAAUACCACCAACCCCAACGUCGAUCCCUAUGACUCCUACGAUCCUUCUGUUUUAAGGGGCCCUCUGCUGGGCCACACCGAUGCUGUCUGGGGCUUGGCUUACAGUGCUGCCCAUCAGCGCCUGUUGUCCUGUUCAGCAGAUGGCACUCUCCGAUUAUGGAAUACAGCCGAGGCUGCUCCAGCCCUAAGUGUAUUUAAUGAUAAUCAAGAAUUGGGAAUCCCUGCGUCUGUGGAUCUAGUGAGCAGUGACCCGAGCCAUAUGGUAGCAUCGUUCAGCAAAGGAUAUACAAGCAUCUUUAACAUGGAAACGCAACAGCGCAUUCUCACUUUAGAAUCCAACCUAGAUACAACAGCCACCUCUUCCUGUCAAAUAAAUAGAGUCAUCAGCCAUCCUACUCUUCCCAUCAGCAUCACUGCUCAUGAAGACAGGCACAUCAAAUUCUAUGAUAACAACACAGGCAAACUCAUCCACUCCAUGGUAGCCCAUCUAGAAGCUGUUACAAGUUUAGCAGUUGAUCCCAAUGGCCUGUACUUGAUGUCUGGGAGUCAUGACUGUUCAAUACGUUUAUGGAACCUAGAAAGUAAGACGUGUAUCCAAGAGUUUACAGCUCAUCGGAAAAAGUUUGAAGAAUCAAUUCACGAUGUAGCUUUCCACCCAUCCAAAUGCUAUAUAGCCAGUGCUGGGGCUGAUGCACUGGCCAAAGUCUUUGUAUGA